Molecule: messenger RNA, 5527 nt
Organism: Cylicocyclus nassatus
Lineage: Eukaryota; Metazoa; Nematoda; Chromadorea; Rhabditida; Strongylidae
Source: the annotation of a GenBank genome assembly
AUCACCAACUUUUGUAGAUAUUGUAGCCAACUAGAAACGCCAGUUUCUAGCCAUGGGCGAGGUCACGGCAGCCCAAGGUCGGUUGAAGUUGGAGGUACCAAUUGCAAAUGGCAGCUCAUCAAAGCCGCCGCUGCACGCAGAGAAACAAAAAGAAUUGCUAAAUGAGAGUUUGGAUCGCGAGCGCAUCUCCUAUGAUGAUCCUGUACAGACUACCGUGGAAGAACCAGGCUGCGAAAGAUUCUUAGUAUACAAUUAUGAGGUGCGGAGUCUGUCCUUUUUCAGGACCUUACUAGGAACAUUGCGGUAUUUUCUGAAUAAGCUACAAGCCGAACAUAUGCCUUACCAUUUCAAUCCCACUGUUAUCAUACAUUCUAUGUCUUGUUUUUCUACUGAUGUGAUUCCUGCUCAUCUGAAUAUUCCAAUAGCGGCCAUUUAUUUUGGAAAUAUUCAAGGUGGAGUUCUGAUCAGCCACUGGGAGGUUUCAUACAGAGACAGAUCUGAGUCGGAUGAAAGAUGGAAAAGUAAAAUCAGUGCGGAUUUUAUGUAUGACCAAAGUGACAUCAUUAGUCUUAAAUUCGAAAAUCCUGGAGAAUCAAGAUGGUGGGAUGAAGAAACCGAGAGCGGGGAGAAUUCGCGAAGUAAAGUUCUUGGAACAGGACACUACCAGGUUACGGUCAAGCUGAACUACAUCCGCCGCAUAAUUGUGGACAAUGCAGUGACGGACGCUUAUGGCAGAGAUAGGACGCGGAUACAUCUAGAUCUUAAUUGCCCCGUGAUGAUAAAAAGAGGCUUCGUCAAAAAUCGUCCUGAUAAAAACCCUUUCAUUGAAGUCCAGAAAAUGCGAUGGACUUCGAUCUAUCGUGGACGACGUGCUAGUGACAAUCCCAAUCCGUUGGCUUUUUCUGACAGUCCAAUAUUUACGAUCGAGUUCGAUGAAUCAGCUUCUGAUUCUACUCUUUACGCAAUUCUAUCGCGCCUCCGAGUCAGAACUGGUGUCAGCAUAGAGUUUGCCAGCUACCAGAUAGUCGACAAACCGUAUUACAAAACAAAGUGUCCGUACGCAACAUGGGCCAAAAAUAACGAUGAGGAUGUAAAUGCUGCCACUGAUCACGAAGACGCAACGAUGAACGCGUUUUUGAAAGAUACAGUAAGAAAAGAAGAUGUUGAACCAGAGAACAAGCACGUGUCCGAUGCUGUCAAGGAGCGUACAUUUUCGCUUUUGUAUCUAAUCGAAGGGUUGAUAUCGAGAGGUGCGGUCGUGAAGGAUCAGAUAUUACUGGACAAGGCCGUGUGGAUAGAUUUUCUUUUAGUGUUAAACCGUUGCUAUCGGGAAUCUAGGGAGGUGUGUAUUUAUUCCUUGGAACGGCUAUUAAGUAUGAUUGAUGAACGAAAGCGAAUCGGUUCAUUAAUUAUGGCAUUUAUAAAUGAGUACGAGGCUGAACUUGAUCGCGGUGUGGCUUCGACUUUAUCAUGGCAAGAGAUGAAGGAUGGAUAUAGAAAAGUCCGAAAGCUUGUUAUCACUCAAACCAGAGUCAUCUAUGUGGUGCCCGAGACUUUGAUGGCAAAUAGAGUCAUCAGAUCGUAUGACCAUGAUGGAACUAGAAUAAUUCGAGUAGCAUUCAGAGAUGAUGACAAUCAAGCCAUGCGCUCGAACAAAACUUCUAUAUCUCUGAUAAAACGCACAUUGCAGAAGUAUAUGACAAAUGGACUUGUUGUCGCAAAUCGUAAUUUUGGCUACUUGGGAAGUUCUAAUUCUCAAAUGCGUGAUUCUGGAGCGUAUUUUAUGGAGAAAUACUCUAGGAAACAGUAUGCAGAAUAUGUAGAAGAGUUUCGCGAGGAACCACCUCCAGAAUUUCGUCCCAAAAUAGACGCUGCCAGAGAACAACUUGGCAGGUUCACCGUGAUGGAAAGUAUUCCAAAACUGAUGGCUCGACUAGGCCAAUGUUUCACUCAAAGCAAGAAAACGACCAUCCCGAUCAAGCGAAGUCAGUACAUGAAAUCCUUUGAUAUUAUCGGCGGAAGUAACCAGAAAGGAAAAGAGUACACCUACAGUGAUGGUGUAGGCAUCAUUAGUAAGGCUUUUGCCAGUGCAAUUUCUAAAGAUCUCAUGCUUGGGACUUGUGUUCCGAGUUGUUUCCAGUUCCGGUUUCGUGGUAUGAAAGGAGUGGUUGCUGUAGAUCCAUUACUGGAUGAGAUCGCCAAAUGGGCUACAGAGAAUCCCAUCGAAGCUCCUAAGUGGAAACAUGGUUCCUGGACACUCAGGAUGAUAUUCAGACCAAGUCAAAUCAAGUUUGACGCUAUGCGUACAUCAGCCGAUUCACUGGAAGUUGUCAAAUACUCGGCACCCGUACCAGUCGCGUUGAACAAGCCUUUCAUUUGCAUCUUGGAUCAGGUGUCCGAAAUGCAAUCGUACGAAUGUCAUGCACGAGUUACCAAUCGAAUAGAAGAGUUGCUUGACAUCCAGCUGCGUGGGUUUGCCAGAGCAAUGCUUCGGGAGCACGACUGCAGAAAUAAGCUCAAGGAGCUACCAAGACGAGUCGACAUUGAUUGCCUAUCCGUAGUUUCUGGAUUCCAACUAAGCACAGAGCCGUUCUUCAGGUCACUGAUUAAAGCUACCAUCAAGUAUGCGAUAACCAAACAAAUGCGAAAGCAGCAAAUCCAGAUUCCCUUUGAUAAAGGUCGUUCCAUGUUGGGUGUGGUCGACGAGACUGGUCAGCUUCAAUAUGGGCAGAUAUUUGUGCAAUACACUGAGAAUAUCAAUCUCAAAAUGCCACCUCCGAAUGCUUCGAGAAAAAUUCUUACUGGCACAGUACUGCUUACAAAAAAUCCAUGUAUAGUAGCUGGCGAUGUUCGCGUCUUCACAGCUGUGGAUGUACCAGAAUUGCAUCAUCUAUGCGAUGUAGUUGUUUUCCCGAUGCAUGGCCCACGACCACAUCCGGAUGAAAUGGCAGGAUCCGAUCUUGAUGGGGACGAAUACUCAGUAAUUUGGGACAAAGAUCUGCUUUUGGACCAUAACGAAGCACCUUUCGACUAUACUGCAGAUAAACCAGAGACUAAACCCAUCGACAAGAAAACUAUGAAUCAAGACAUGGUCGAAUUCUAUAUAAAAUACAUCACGCAAGACUCGGUCGGCUCCAUUUCGAAUUCGUUCCUGUUCCAAGCUGAUCUAUACGGGCUAACUUCAGAGGUGUGUUUGCGAUUAGCCAAGAAAAUCUCACAAGCUGUAGAUUUUACGAAAACUGGUCUGCCACCGCUACCACUAGUGAAGACUUGGACUAUCGACGACGAAACAGGCAAAGAUAUUCCUCCCGAAAAAAGUGAGCGUCAACCUGAUUUCCAUUUUGGGAAUGACUAUGAACCGACUUAUCGAAGUGCUCGGUUGAUGGGACGAAUAUAUAGAGAGAUCAAGGCUAUUGAGGACGUGCUAAAAAUCUCCGAAGACAUAGACGAGCAAGAUGAGGUGGAAUGCGAUAGAUAUCUCAAUGUUGAUGGAUGGGAGAAGUAUAAAGAAGUGGCAGAGGCUCAGUUGUCCAAGUAUAAAGGACGGAUGAGGGCUAUCAUGGAAAACUAUGGUAUAAAAUCAGAAGGGGAGAUCUUUUCUGGUUGUAUCGCGGAGAUGAGAAACCGCAUCUCGGACAAAGAUCAAGAUGACAUGUCAUUUUACAAUACAAAUGAAGUGAUAGAAAAGAAAGUUACCAAUCUAUUCAAGGAGUAUAGGGAAGAGUUCUUCCAUGAAUUUGGAGGCUGGCAAAACUGUACGAAAUUGGUCUCCAAAAAGUUUGCUAUUGAAGAAAACAUCUUUCAUCGACAUGCGCAUCAUCCACCAUUGGAAAUGCAACAAAAAGCUGUGGCGUACUAUCGAGUCUGUUAUGGAACAGCUCAGCAAACAUUGGAGAGAAUCUUAUCUUUUGCUUGGCUUGCUUAUGAUGUGCUUGCUUUGGUCAAGCAAGAGCGAGUAAUCAACGAAGAGGAUCAUAUCCCCGCUGCAACUCCUCUCUAUGAUAUGCUCAAAAAGCGAAUAGAAGAAUACUGUUACGAUCAGAAAGCAAAAUUCUUCAGUUUCAUGCAGUUUCCUAAUCAUGAGGCUUUGUUGCCGAUUCGGAUGUACACGGUGCAUUAUUCAGGCUUGGCCCGACUGAUGUUCAUCGUAUCAGAGUGGGCAGAAAAAAACAAGCUACUAACGGGUCGACUUGCAAGUCACCAUGUGUGCUUAAUUCUGAUCCUUUUUGCUAUCGGUCGCAUUUCUGGUUGUUUGACACGAGCGAAGCCUUUCUUGGACAAACUUGAAGGAUACGAAGUACAUUGCGAUGAUCCUGAAGAUAUAGACGAAGAGACUCAGGUGGAAAUGCUCGUGGCCUUUUUUGAAUACCUGGCGUCAAGGGCUUUUCGUAAACUGACGCACAUCUCAUUUGAUGAACUUGGUUAUGCCUCUGUAUUUUUACGAGGAGAAUGGAUACCUAUGCAUGAGACGGCCGUGAAAACUUACUACAACAUGGUUUUCAAUCUGCAGUUUGAUGAGCUUGAUGAUGAAUCAUUCCUAGAUCCUGCAAGAAAUGUAACAAUCCGUGAAUGUGAACCAUUUGUAAUAGAACUUCCAGACAACGUUAACUUAUCUGAAAUUGAGGAAAGAAUCAAACUGAAAACUGGUGUGGAGGAGAUUGCGCUAAGAGCAUUACCAUGCCGGCAAGAAGGUCGGGUGGCAGUUUCGGCUCGAGGUACGGUACCGAGUCUACGAAUGCUGCGAGAUCUGGUCACUGUCAAGCCAUUGCUGAAAACAGCAGCAAGAGGAAAAGAGAUCUCCGAGCAGCUUUGUCGCCUUAUCUAUGAAAACAUCAUGAAACUGUAAUGGCUGCAUUUGUCGACUGUAUAGGUAUUGAUUGACAACCGAAGUUGUGAUAUUCUCUGCCAUUAUGUUUUAUUGUUCUGUGUCAGAGUGGCACAUAAUGUACAACACUCAGCGCCAAGCAUCUGCGUUCUGGCCUAUUCCAUCCAAGGUUGCUAAACAGAAACACGAGGGAGAGACUAUAUUUUAGUAUCCCUUUCCUUAAAAGGAAGGAUUUUUAGGGAGUGCUUCUGAGUUCAAAAUUCAUUUCAGUAUACUCAUCUUCGAACGCCAAAUUCAAAUCUGCUCUAUUUAGCCGAGCGUAGUUAUGUCCUCUAGGCCGCAUGGACUGGAAUCGGAAAACUCUAUAGCUUUUUUUUUGAAGCAACCUUUAGAAAAUAAGUAAGGUCAAUAUCCCCCCCCCCUCCAAUCUCUUAUGGGUACGCUUUGAUUUUAUAUGAUUCACUAUGCUAUGCCUGUCUGCCGUAUUUGUUUUAUCUCUGCCAGUAUCUACCAGCACGUUCGAUAUUAUAUAAUUAAUCUUUUAUGGUGCUCGAUUAGCCGCAUUUGGCUCUGCCUCUCCAAAAUCUUAUAUUCCACGCUAGUCUUUGCAAAUUUCAUGAUUGUAACUUGCUUUAUUCAAUUCAGGAAGUUUCAUGUAUUAUCGUUUCACCAUUCCAUGGCCUUUUAUAAAGUUUGAACGAU